Prinia subflava (tawny-flanked prinia) is the source of this 5417-nucleotide messenger RNA. RefSeq names its product vasorin (gene VASN). Gene Ontology annotation, molecular function: protein binding. Gene Ontology annotation, cellular component: plasma membrane. Bases 16 to 2148 code for a protein of 710 amino acids. The transcript is spliced from 2 exons. Lineage: Eukaryota; Metazoa; Chordata; Aves; Passeriformes; Cisticolidae. The record is from RefSeq and is a predicted model, not a curated record.
GCCCCCGCGGUUUAAAUGCCGCCCCCCGCGCCCGGCGCCGCCAGAGAGGGGAGCGCUGGCCCGGCCGCCGCUGCGCUGCCGCCAUGGACUGACCGCCCGCCCCGCACGGCCCCGCACCGCCUGCCACGAGCCGACACCAUGAACCAGCUGAUCCUUUGCACGCUGCUCCUCUUGGCCCGUGGGGAGCUGGCCGGGGCAUGCCCUGCGGGCUGCCAGUGCCAUGACCCCAAGACCAUCCUGUGUGCGGCCAGGCGGGGCCCGACGGUGCCCCAGGGGCUGCCCCCCAGCACCCUCUCCCUCUACGUCUUUGAGAACGGCAUCACGACGCUCAGUGAGGACAGCUUUGCAGGGCUGCCUGCCCUCCAGCUCCUGGACCUCUCGCAAAACAAGAUCACCAGCAUCCAGAGAAACAUCUUCCAGCCCCUGACGGAGCUCGUCAACUUGGACCUGUCCUCCAACCAGCUGCAGGAGAUCACCAAUGAGACCUUCCAUGGGCUGCGGCUGCUGGAACGGCUCUACCUGCAGAGGAACAGCAUCCAGCACAUCCAUGCUGCUGCCUUUGACACGCUGGAGAAUCUGCUGGAGCUAAAGCUGCAGAACAACCUGCUCAGGGCUGUGCCCCCCCUAGACCUGCCCAACCUCCUGCUGCUGGACAUCAGCUGGAACAAGAUCCCUGACAUUGCACCAGGGGCUUUCCAUGCCGUCAGCAUUGAGUCCCUGAAGAUCGCAGGGCUGGGCCUGACGAGCUUAAACGAGGAGCUCUUCCAGGUCCAAAACAACCUCCACGAGCUGGACGUCUCUGACAACCUGCUGGAGCGCGUCCCGGCGGUGCUGCGGCGGCUGGGCAGCCUCACCAGGCUCAGCCUGGCCGGCAACGCCCGCAUCUCCCAGCUGCCGGCUGAGGACUUCCAGAGCCUCCACAACCUGCAGGAGCUGGACAUCAGCAACCUCAACAUCAACACCAUCCCUCGGGAUUUCUCCAGCUUUUUCCCCAGGCUGCGGGCCAUGACGGCUGCCGGCAACCCCUUCAACUGCAUCUGCCAGAUGAGCUGGCUGGUGCAGUGGGUGAACGCCAGCGGGGUGGUCCUGCGGCGCCCUGAGGAGACGCGCUGCCACUUCCCCCCCAAAAACUCCGGCAAGCUCCUCCACCACCUGCAAUACACUGACUUUGGCUGUCCCACCACCACCCCCACACCCACCACGCCCCGCACCACCACGCUGCCACCGCCUGCGCCGCUGCCCAGCACCCACCGCCCGCCGCCGCCCCCCAGCACCGCCGCACCCACCCCGAGGCCCAGAGACCCCCAGGACAGCUCCACGUUGGUGCCCUUCAGCGGUGCCCUGGCCCCCAGCAGCGCCCCAGCGCCCAUCUGUCCCCCCCGCACAUGCCUGAACGGCGGCACCUGCCACCUGGGUGCCCAGAACCUCCUGGAGUGCCUGUGCCCUGCGGGCUUUGCCGGCGUGUACUGCGAGGUGGAGGCGAGGGGAACAACGCCAGCCCCGGGCACCCCAGCCCUGCCACCCGCACAGCGGGUCAGCAUCGCCCAGGUGGGCAGCACCUCCCUCAAAGUGGACCUGCACAGCUACGUCCAGUCCAAGGCGCAGCUGAAGGGCAUCCGCCUAAGCUACCGGAACCUGUCGGGGCCGGACAAGCGGCCGGUGAUGCUGCGCCUGCCGGCCUCGCUCUCCGAGUACACGGUGCGGGCGCUGAAACCCAACUGCACCUACCGCGUCUGCAUUGGGGCGCUGGGGGAGGUCUCCAGGGAGGAGCAGUGCGCCGAGGCGCACACCCUGCCCCUCAGCCUGCAGCAGCACUCCCCCGUCACCCAGAGCCAGGAGCCCAACCUCGCCCUCAUCCUGGUCCCCGCGCUGGCCGCCGCGCUGCUGCUGGUGGUGGUGGUCAGCGCCACCAUGUACUACCGCCGGCACCGCCGCGCCAAGGCGCACGCCGGCGCUGGGGUAGACACCGGGCCCCUGGAGCUGGAAGGGGUGAAAGCCUGCCUGGAAAACGGGGAUUUGAGCAGCCACGGCUGCAAGGUGCCAGAGGCAGCGAUGCUUUCUGGCGGCUCUGAGUGCGAGGUGCUGCUCAUGCAGUCGCACUACCCCAGCAACAACAACACCCCGGGGCUCAAACCCUCCUACUUCUGAACCCACAGGGCUUCCAGAGCCUUGGGCACAGGAGGGCUGAGCUCCAGUGGCAGCACCUGGCCACAUCCCUCUGGGAUACGGAUUGCCAAGGAGCUGACUGAAUUGAGGCAGAACCCCCCCAGUCCCACAGUGUGCAAUUUCUGAGAGGCUGCCAUGCUUCGGGAGGAGACAUGAAUUUUACUGCCCUGUGCCUUGAUUUCUGUGACUCUACCUAGAACGUGGGUAGCAGACAAGGGGGGGUUAAUUUGGGGGUUGGGGGGGCUUUUUUUAGCUCCUGCUAAAGAGCAAGCUGCUGUGGCUUGGCUGAGGGGCGCCCACGUGCUGGUAACAAGGGUCCUUCAGUGGAGCAUGGCCCGUGACUCGACUCCCUGGAAGCUGAUGUGAGCAGUACGGCCUGGCCGAGGUGCUGGGACCCUCGGGACCCCCGGGCCAAAGAAAUGCCGAGCAGGCAAACCGGGAAUUGAAGCUUUAAGAACUCAGAGAGAAUAUUUAUACACCGUUAUUUCCAUUUCUUCUGGGAAGACUUUUUUAAGUACAGGUUUGUGUACAUCUCUUUUGUAAGGCGGAUCAGAAGGGUGUCUUUUUGUAAAAAAAAAAAAAAACAAACCCAAAAUAAUUAAAGUAACAACAACAAAAAGUUCUGUGCAGCCCUGAGCACCUCAACAGGCACUGCCCGUCACAUGCAGGGGUGUGGGCAGCGUGGCGUGUCCCCUGCAGAGGAGCGGGAAGGUCAGCCGUGUCCUCCCGUUGUUGUUGGCGAGUGUGGGGAUGAGUCAGGGCAAGGGAGGAGAGAGUUUUCCCGACUCUGGGCGUUUUUACCCCCAGGGCGCUGCCCCCCACCUCGGGCGCUGCGGAUGCGUUCCCAAAACAGAGGCCACGGGAUUCAAGUCAGCCCCUGCCCUGCACAUCAUCCAGCCUGACUUCAUCCCUCCCCGCCUGCCAGAUGGCUCCGGGGCCAGCUGCAGGACAAACAGCCCAGCCCAACCUCCUGACGUCACCCGCGGCGGCACCGGGACCCCCAAAUCGCCCGUGACAAGUGUCAGCCUGCGUGGCCCCCAGGCUGGGAGCCGCAGCCAGAGCCCCCGCUGCCCGGCCCCAGGAACAGCCGGUUUUGUGCGCUGGCCCUGGCGGGGUGGGCUGCGAGCCGACGCUCGGCAGGUUCCCGCUGCCAAGUGGUUUCUGCUCCAACCCUCUGGUUUUAAUCGUUUUCCAAUCCUUUAUCUUUCGGGCUGGAAUUUUCCAGGUUGGGGCCCUGCCCGCCGAGGUAUGUUUGAUUUGGAGAGAAUGAGCACAGCGCGGGGCUGAAGCUGGGGGUCACCGCCGUGCCGCUCCGGGCCGGCCGCUCCGCCGCGGGACACGGCCCUGACCCCCGGCCCCUCGGUGCCGCUUGCCCGGGGCAGGGAGCGGCUCUGGAUGCAAUUAGGGGCGCGGGGCGUCGGCGGGGCCGUCUGGCACAGCCCCCCGGCUCCCAGGUGGGCUUCCGGCAGGGCUGGCUCCCAUUAGGGCCGGCGCAGCGGCAGGAGGGGCCCCUCGCCGGCGCGGGCGGCUCGUUGCGAUGGCCACGUUCGCCCGCUCAAAGGGCCCAUUGUGGUCCUCUCCCCACAGAUUUUUCAAAUUAACAUCCCAAAUUCCUCCCAAAAUUGCUGCUGUGUAAAUAUUUUCACUGCGAGCUUUGUAUAUUUUCCAGCCUCGCGAGGAGGAGAGAAGAAAAGUCCCUGGCGGAGCCGCGGCCUCGCGCCGGGUGCCCCCGGCCGGCCGCCGCCACAGCCCCCCGAGCCCGGCCAGCCCCGGGCGUGUCCCCGCGUUGGCACCGGCGUCAGGAGCCCUCCAGCCCCUCCUGGCCCCUCACUUUCCCCCUCUUUUGCCUCCAUGAUGUGCCCAGCCCCUAACAAAGCUGAUUUCCUCACUCUGAUUUCCUCACUCGCAAGUAGCUGGAGGUUUGCAGGGGACCCCCCAUCCCAAGUGUGUGCCUCAGCUGAUCCCAUUGCUCUGGAGGGGCUUCCAGCAGCUCCAGAGUGAGGGAGUCCAGCAGAGAGGCCAGGAAGGCAGAAGCAAAGUUAGGGCUCAGCUUUGGCAGGUGAAGCACCCCUGGGGGACACCUUGAGCCAAGGAGUUUGGGGUGCCAGCUUCACAAGGGGGACAGCAGGGCUCAGCCUUGGCACAGAGGUGAUGGGGACACUGCGGCCAGGGCAGGGUUUGGCCCCCACCCACACCCACAUCUGCACCCGGGCAGCUCUGCGGGAGAGCAGCAGUGCCCAAAAUGGGACUGUCCAGCCCCUGUGGCUUCCUGAAUCCCAGCACAAAAUUCCCCUGGCCACUGGCAGCCCGGUCGUGCGCCAAGAGCCGCUCCGAGCGGCACAUCGUGCGGCGCUGCUAAUUCCUGUGAGCUGAAUCAGCGCCGACAAGGAUUGCAAAACCCCCUGAAAUGGACCCAAAAAAAAAAUCUCUCUCUGUGCGAUCCAGCGGGGCCGGUAAGCGAGAGCCCCGGCCAGAGCCACCGGCAGGAUGGGGGCUCGGCGGGGAGCCACAACGGGAGGAGCCGCCGGCUUCGCCGGGGCAAAUCCUGCCUGCACCCUGACGUGGCAAGGCUGGAGGGCUCUGGUCUCCCAAAAAAUCAUCCCUGGUCCCAGACAUGGCCCCACAGAAAGCAAAGACAGGUCUCCUGGAUCCCCCAGGUCCCCAUGUCUGGAGCAGAGUCCCAAGGGGUCAUGCCUUGGUGCCAGGGAUGCAGAUGCCCACUCUCUGGAGGGAGGACAGGCGUGUGCCCACCACACAGCCCCCAGUGCUGCCAGGAAGAGCUUUGGAGUUCAUCAUCUUCCUGGAAAGCUGGGAAGGCCAGGGAGCACCGUCUGGCCACCGAGGCUGUGGCUCAUCUGGGAGUGAUUUGGGCGCUGCCAUCCCGCCCUAGUGCUGGGCUAUUUUUACCCAGUGGAAUUACGGGACAGGCGACGUGGGCUGGGUGCUUGCCCCGCCUUAACCCCUUCAUGUGGCUGCCCAGUAGCCCCAUGGGGAUGGGUCCCACUGGAGUGACACCUGAUGGGGUGGGGUGGCCUCUCCGCUUCCUUGUGUCUGAGGGUGGCAGCCAAGCUGGGGCAGGAAAAACCCCUUUCCCACUGAUGGCAAGCACAUGUCAACCCAGGCACCUCUGGGAUCUGCGGGGGGACUGGGACAGGGACGGGCACAGGAAUUGACCUGUCCUGCUCAGGGUUCUUCCUGCUGGGAUGGGUUUUUUCUGAGACCCCCAAAACACCUAGCAUGACCCCAAAGGA